Molecule: messenger RNA, 2585 nt
Organism: Gadus chalcogrammus (walleye pollock)
Lineage: Eukaryota; Metazoa; Chordata; Actinopteri; Gadiformes; Gadidae
Gene: ube2na
Product: ubiquitin-conjugating enzyme E2Na
Exons: 4
Coding region: 122-586 (154 amino acids)
Biological process (GO): DNA damage tolerance; protein K63-linked ubiquitination
Cellular component (GO): nucleus
Molecular function (GO): ubiquitin conjugating enzyme activity
Source: RefSeq, a predicted model, not a curated record
CUGCAGGGAGCUCAGCAGCGGACCAAUCAGCAGCGGUCAUGACGCAGAGACCGGAAGCCGUUCCGCUGUCAGCCAAGAGGAGAAGCACUGAGGACGAGCCGUGAGAAGACUUAAAGACAAGAUGGCAGGUCUGCCCCGCAGGAUCAUUAAGGAGACGCAGCGCCUGAUUGCCGAGCCGGUUCCCGGUAUCCAGGCGGAGCCCGACGAGGGGAACGCCCGCUACUUCCACGUGGUCAUCACGGGGCCUGAGGACUCUCCAUUUGAGGGGGGCACCUUUAAACUUGAACUCUUUCUCCCAGAGGAAUACCCCAUGGCCGCCCCUAAAGUACGCUUUAUUACCAAAAUAUAUCACCCCAACGUAGACAAGCUAGGAAGAAUAUGUCUAGACAUUUUGAAAGACAAGUGGUCUCCAGCCCUCCAGAUCCGCACGGUGCUGCUAUCAAUCCAGGCGUUACUAAGCGCCCCAAACCCUGAUGAUCCCCUAGCCAAUGAUGUUGCAGAGCAGUGGAAAACCAAUGAAGUUAAAGCCAUAGAGACUGCCAGGGCAUGGACCAGGCUCUAUGCCAGGAACAACCUGGACGUGUAGCGGGACAGACCGGGCCUACACCGACAGACGGCACGCCCAAACGCAACUCCUCAUUUUCCGCCAAGACCUCUUCCUACUUAAUUUGAGUUUAACGGACGUCUUUAUUAUAAAACAAAUACUAAGGAAUAUACUGUUAAGAGAAACAAGACAACUGCUGUCAAUUGGUCAUUUAAAUGCACACUAGUAAAUAAGACGUGUUGUCUUGAUUCACUGCUGUUCAGACGUUUUAAGAUAUGCUCCGGCUUCCUUGUCCAUUGAUUCUUUUUUGUUUUUCAAGCUCUUCUUCAAGAAGCUUUUUGAGAACAAACUGGGGAACCUGCCCCAUGUGUUCUGUCUUUACUUUGGGUAGCAGGGAGCAGCGAGGGGUAGAAGCUAAGAAGAGCAGCAGAUCUGGUUUAUGUUGUCCCUCUUCUGAGUGUCAUGGGGGAGUUUGAAGGAGCAGCUACCGGCCCACUAGCUGCAGGCCGCGCGGCCAUGGCUCCCCCCAGGAGCCCGGGCCGUCUUAGACGGCGUGGCUUUUUAUUUCAUCAUAUCCGACAGGUAACACAGUAACGAUAUGACUAAACACAACUGAGCCUUCCUCUAUCAUGAUGUUCGCUGUCAUCGUAGACCUUUUAAUUCAGGCUUCUGACCAGUGUGGGCAGUGGGUUGAAGGCAGAGGGCCAGGGAGGGGGUGGGUUUGUUUUUAGCGUGUGUUUUGUUAUCAUAUCUGGUCUUCUACGUUUGGCCUUGUUGUCGCCCUACUAAUGUUGUUUACUCUCCCAUCACAUGCUUACUCUAUGAUUAAUGGUUUUCUUCCCCCACUCAUUGGUUCAAGACGUUGUGGUUGGUGGUGAACCUGUUUGAAAGGGAGCAGUGGGCUGGGGGUCCGAGGAAUAGGCUGUGACUAUAAAGGGGUCAGCGUCCAAACCCCAAAGGAUCAGUAACGGCUUUGGUCUCAGCUGUCACGAUUGGUCUUCAGUUGCAAAGUCUGUAUUCAAUUUAAUGUUUGUAAAUUAAUUCCUUCUAUUAAUCUGGGGAAGAAAUGUUUCUGCUCUCAGAAUGCUAUGGAAACAGUCCAUCUGCAUACUUUUGGUUUCUGUAAAUAAAAUCUGUUAUUAAUAAGAAAUUAUGGUAGGUGUCUUUUUCUGCAUAUAUAUUUUAAACAUGUUUUUAAAUUAAGGAUGAUCAAAGAUCGUUAAAAAGGCUAUAAUACAGUACUUAAAAAAAUGAUUGGCAUGGUUUGAAUUAGUUUUCAUUGGUCAAAAAGCAUACGUUAAUGGUACAUUAUAACCUUUGUGGAAAACGUCAUCGGGUCAAGGCGAGAUGGAAAGGCGCUUCCUUUCGAACAUAGAAAAAGAAAGCGCUGUUAAAAAUGAAUUCGCCUCACUUUUCCUCACCGACGUCAUUGCGCGACGGCGGGUAUUGCUGACCUCUAGCGGCUCUAGCGUGAUACUACAAUUUUCCGAAGAUAGACUACAACAAGCGCUCUUUCGAUCCAUGCGUUCUUCUAUUGAUUUCAAUCCGGUUGUCGCCAAUAGUGAUUAUCACUUAGGUCGGACUAGGCAAACGGGAAUAUUUUAGGCCACUUGAAUCCCAAUUCACAUGUGAAAAAAAAGAGGCUCAACUUAUGUUGAUGUUGAAAUGAACUGCCCCCGGUAGUUUUUCUUAAAUGUGAGGUUGGCAUUUUAUUUGAUUUCGGUGUAAGCUAUAAUAUGUGCUUAAUAACCAGCAAUAAAUUAAUUUAUUUCGAUUCAAAUAAUAUGUUUCUGGAAUUGGUUCCAUUAUUGUCAAUUCCUUCUCUUCUCUUCUUCUGCUUUACCGCGUCUCUCAUGAGUCUUGUAUAGUCGGUCAACUUCGGCUGUGUCCCAAUUCCUAGGACGCAUCUGUCACGUUAAAAUUGUACCGGGGGCGAAAAUUGUACCGGCCUACGUCAUCGUUUGUUUACAUCCUGACAACCUGCCCGGCAACAGACGACGCGAUGCAGAAAACAUGUUUCCAAACGACGAAAUAACAUAAU